AUGUCUGGUGUGCCCUCUCAUGCAGACAUAGGGUCACUGCCGCUCUCCUCGACCAAAGUGGUGGCGUUCACAUCGGUUGUGACUGAGACGAUCCAUCCGACACUGAUCAUCACUGAGGUGACCACGGUGGGGAGUUGGCAGCCGGAGACGUCCCUGUCCGCGGGGCAACAGCAGAGCGAGCAGAGCUCUGGUCAAACGGUGCAGAAAGGUACCGUCCAGACAAACGCGAGUCAAACGAGUCAAACGCAGACGGUCCAGCUGGCCAUGUCAACAGCCUCUCAGCUCACCGAUCUGCCACCAGAGACUACGCAGUGGGCCGCUGCAUCUCUCACGGCUACUGUGAUGACCACGCCAACAUGGUCAACGGAUGACUCGGCGUCCUCUUCCUUGCCUGCUGGGCAACUUUCGGUGUCCCUGCCUCCUGUGGUAGGACAUUCCAUCGCGGAUAGCCUGACAAGUUCUUCGGAGCUGGUUGUGCUAUCAACCUCCGCAAGUGCAGCGUCACCCACCACGACAUCUGCGCUAACCAGCACUGCGUCCUCUCUAGCCACGGCCAGUUCAGGGCUUGGUGCGACAUCCACCACGUCCACCAGCACUCCAACGAGCUUUGGCACGUUGGUCACCUCAAGCCUUGUCGAAACGAUUUCCAACUCGGUCUCAAGCCAGUCGUCAACCCUGGCUCUCUCACCUUCGCCUUCGUCGUCAUCAAUCGAAGGCAUCAUCUCCGGCUCAGAUUCCACCAGCGGCCAGACCAGCCAGAGAAAGUCGGCCUCCCAUGUGGGCGCCAUAGUAGGUGGUACCAUCGGGGGCGCUGUGUUCGCGGUCCUCGCUCUGCUGGUUGGGAUUCUGUGCCUCCGCCGCAGACGACGACAGGCCCCCAUCAAACCCAGGGGCAGCCCGGGACGAGGCCUGCUACGGAAUAGCAGUGACUCACUGACAAGUCUCCGCGGUCCGCAUGGCUGGCAUGGUCAACAUAGCAGGCAGUGUUCUUUCCCCAUGGGUCCCAUCUUUUCGCCCCGGGGUAACACUAUGCCUUCGGCCUCCGCCCCCAACUCAUCCGGGGCGGCCUUCAACCAAGGACGGUCCGUCAACACCAUGGCUCUGCAUGAUAAUGCCCAGAAAAAUCCCUUCUCCGACCCCGAGCACAGCCCAGUCUCCCCGAUCAUCAAUGUGCACCCUCCCUCCCGCACGGCGUCCAAUUACUCCCAACCAUCAAGCGAGGGCGGCCUCAAGUACCUCGAGAAAUACGACCUUCACCCGACCACCCCCAGCUCCCACUACGAGAGCAUCUACUAUCCCGACGAGGGCGCCUUCACACCAUCCCUCCCCGAAGUCGAUAAGCUCGCUCCGCGGGUGGACCGGAGGACGCGCCUCAGCACGCGCAGCGACCCCUUUGAUCUUGAGGUGCCAGAGAAAACCCUGCAAGAAUGGCCCCUACCACCCCAUCCAACGCCGUGGGGUGAUAAAUUCUAG
Messenger RNA from Penicillium daleae, 1473 nucleotides. RefSeq lists its product as uncharacterized. The coding region runs from base 1 to 1473 and encodes 490 amino acids. The transcript has a single exon. Lineage: Eukaryota; Fungi; Ascomycota; Eurotiomycetes; Eurotiales; Aspergillaceae. The record is from RefSeq and is a predicted model, not a curated record.